Podarcis muralis (Common wall lizard) is the source of this 7593-nucleotide messenger RNA. NCBI's taxonomy places the organism in Eukaryota, Metazoa, Chordata, Lepidosauria, Squamata, Lacertidae. The record is from RefSeq and is a predicted model, not a curated record.
UCCAGGGUUCUAGCAAGGGGCUUCCUGCUUCUUGCAAAGCCUUUCCCCUGUUCCUGGCCAAGGGAGGAAGCAGCUCUGAACUUAACCCGGCCAGGAGGGUCCCCCCAAAAUAAAGCCUCUCCUACGGGUGCGCAAUGCGCGGGGCUCCCUCCGCCUGGACUCCUGCUUCGGAGAGGGAGCGAGGCGGGAGGUUGGUGCGCUCGGCUGAGCAGGAUUCCCGGAGAGACCAGGAAUAAGGGCGGGAGGAGGGCAGAGCAAAAGCCCCUCCUGCAAAGGGAGCCCGGCUUUCGUCUCUCUCUGCAAGUGCUGCCUUGGAGGCGCCUCCCGGGAUUUGGAUUUGCAUACGCCUCUGGUUAGGACAGACGAACAAGGGAUUCCUUCUGACCUCUUGGAAGCUUCCUGAGAACACAGAUGGAUGAGCAAGACUCAGCCGGCCCUGAAGCAGGAAGGGGCCAUGUCAUCAACACUGGGAGCAGUGAGGGAUUCUGGGAAAGCUCUGUGCAGAAGAUCCUGGGUGAGGAGGACACCCUCCACUCAGAUGUGCAGAGCCAGCAGUUCAGGCAGUUGUGCCACCAGGAGACUGAUGGACCCCGAGAUGUUUGUGGUCGUUUCUACCACUUUGACCAUCAGUGGCUGAAGCCAGAAAGGCUUACGAAAGCUCAGAUGCUGGACCUGAUGAUCUUGGAGCAGUUCCUGGCCAUCCUUCCACCAGAGAUGGAGAGCUGGGUGAGGGAAUGUGGAGCGGAGACCAGUUCCCAGGCAGUGGCCCUGGCCGAAGGAUUCCUCCUGAGUCAGGCAGAGGAGAGGAAGCAGGCAGAGCAGCAGGGAAAGGAUCUUUUUGCAGAAAGGAGCCUGGAUUCCCCUGAGACAGAGAAGACUCCGUUGGACACCAGAGAGAGGCCACUGGGUGGCACAAUGACACUGGCAAGAUCUCCUCAUGGUGGUGAAGGAGAAGCAGGGGCUGUGGAAUCAGACCAGGGUUCAGUUUGCUUUGAAGAUGUAGCUGUUCGUUUCACAGAUGAGGAGUGGGCGUUGCUGGAUCCUGACCAGAGAGCUCUGCAUAAGGAAGUCAUGGAGGAGAAUUGUGGGAUCGUGGACUCUCUAAGUGGUGAUGAAUUGGAAAAUAAGAAUAAGGGAGAGCACGACAAAAUCCACAUAGAGGAGAAGUCAUUUAAAUAUCCGGGACAUGGGAAUUUCAGCCAGAGCUCACACUCCACUUCCAAUCUAAGAAAUCUCUUGGGGAAGAAACUCUAUCAGUAUUCAGAAUGUGGAAAGAACUUCUGUCGGGAAUCCAACCUCACUUCUCAUCAAAUAACUCACAAAAGGGAGAAACCAUUUCGGUGCCAAGAAUGUGGAAAGAGCUUCAGUCAGACGAAAAGUCUCACUUCCCAUCAAAGAAUUCAUACAGGAGAGAAACCAUAUCACUGCUUAGAAUGUGGAAAGAGUUUCAUUUGGAAGAAAAGACUCACUUCCCAUCAAAGAAUUCAUACCGGGGAGAAACCAUAUCAGUGCCUGGCAUGUGGAAAGAGCUUCAGAAACAGGGCCCAUUUCACAGUCCAUCAAAGAAUUCAUACAGGGGAGAAACCAUUCCAGUGUUUGGAAUGUGGAAAGAGCUUCAGUCGAAAAGAUAGUCUCACUUCCCAUCAAAAAAUUCAUACCAGGGAGAAACCAUCUCAGUGCUUGGAAUGUGGAAAAAGCUUCAGUCGGAAGGAUGGUCUCAGGUCCCAUCAAAGAAUUCAUACAGGAGAGAAACCAUUUCAAUGCUUGAAAUGUGGAAAGAGCUUCAGUCAAAGGUCUGCUCUCACUUCCCAUCAAAUAACUCACAGUGGGGAGAAACCUUAUCAGUGCACGGAAUGUGGAAGAAGCUUCAGUCGGAAGGAUGGUCUCAUUUCCCAUCAAAGAAUUCAUACAGGAGAGAAACCAUAUCAAUGCUGGGAGUGUGGAAAGAGGUUCAAUUGGAAAAAAAUGCUAACUUCCCACCAAAGAAUUCAUACAGGAGAAAAUCCAUAUCCAUGCUUAGAAUGUGGAAAAAGCUUCAGCCGGAAGGAUAGUCUCACUUCACAUCAAAGGAUUCAUACAGGGGAGAAACCGUAUCAGUGCGUGGAAUGUGGAAAGAGCUUCAUUCAGAGUUCCAAUCUCACUUCCCAUCAAAUUACUCACACUGGCGAGAAACCAUUUAAAUGCUUAGAAUGUGGGAAAAGCUUCAAUUCCAAGAGACGUCUCGCUUCCCAUCAAAGAAUCCAUAUGGGGGAGAAACCAUAUCCGUGCUUGGAAUGUGGAAAGGGCUUCAGCCGUCAUGCCAAUCUAAUGUUCCAUCAAAGAACUCACAGUGGAGAGAAUCAAAGGAUUGUAGAGUUGAAGGGACUCUGCGGAUCAUCUAGUCCCUCCCCCUUGAAUGCUGGAAUCUCCACUAUGACAGAUAGUUAUUCAACCUCUGCUUCAAAAACUCAAAGGAAGGAGAACCCACCACCUUCUGAAUACAUAGCUGAAUACAUCUUACCUGCAGAAAGGCCUUUCGAUUUGGUAGCACCUCUCAUGAGGACAGACAGAACUUGGCAGAAGACCAAGGAUUCCUUCCGAUCUCUUGGAGACUUCCUGAGAGCCCAGAUGGAUGAGCAAGACUCAGCUGGCCCUGAAGCAGGAAGAGACCAUGCCAUCAAAACCGAGAGCAGUGGGGCAUUUUGGGAAAACUCUGUACAGAAGAUCCUGGGGGAGGAGGACACCGUUUGCUCAGAUAUGAAGAGCAAGCAGUUCAGGCAGUUGUGCUACCAGGAGACCAAAGGACCUCGAGAGGAAAAGGAUCUGUUUGCAGAAAUGGACAUUGAUUCCUUUGAGACAGAGAGGAUUCCAUUCGACACCAAAGAGAGGCCAAUGGGUGACAGAGGGAUGCCAGCAAGACCUCCUCAUCCUUCUUUCCAAGGUAGCGGAGAGGAAGCAGUGGCUGUAGAACCAGAUGAGAAGGAAGUCAUGGAGGAGAAUCGUGGGAUCAUGGACUCGCUUGGUGCUGAAGAAUUGCAAAUGAAGAAUGAGGGAGACCCUGACAGAAUCCACACACAGGAGAAGCCGCUUAAAUAUUCAGGGUCUGGAAAGAGAUUGAGUCAGAACUCCCACUCCACUUCCAAUCUAACAAAUCUCUUGGGGAAGAAACUCUAUCAGUGUUUGGAAUGUGGAAAGAACUUCUGUCGGAAAUCCAACCUCACUUCUCAUCAAAUAACUCACAGCACAGAGAAACCAUAUCAGUGCAAAGAAUGUGGAAAGAGUUUCAGUUGGAAGAGAAGUUUCACUUCCCACCAAAAAAUUCAUACAGGAGAAAAACCCUAUCAGUGUUUGGAAUGUGGAAAGAGCUUCAGUCGUAAGGAUGCUUUCACUUUCCAUCAAAGAAUUCAUACAGGGGAGAAACCAUAUCAGUGCAUGGUAUGUGGAAAGAGCUUCAGUCGGAAGCAAAGUCUAACUUUCCAUCAAAGAAUUCAUACAGGGGAGAAACCCUAUACUUGCUUGGAAUGUGGAAAGAGCUUCCGUCAGAAGGAUAGUCUCACUUCCCAUCAAAGGAUUCAUACAGGGGAGAAACCAUAUCAGUGCUUAAAAUGUGGGAAGGGGUUCUAUGGGAAGAAUAUGCUCACUUCUCAUGAAAAAAUUCAUACAGCGGAUAAACCCUAUCAGUGCUUGGAAUGUGGAAAGAGUUUCCGUCAGAAGAGCGAGCUCACUUCCCAUCAAAGAACUCAUACAGGGGAGAAACCAUAUGAGUGCAUGGAAUGUGGAAAGAGCUUCACUCACAGAGCUGGCCUUGUGUACCAUCAAAGAUUCCAUACAGGGGAGAAACCAUAUGAGUGCUUGGAGUGUGGAAAAAAGUUCAGUUGGAAGACAAUGCUCACUUCCCACCAAAUAAUUCACACAGGGGAAAAUCCCUAUCCAUGCUUGGAAUGUGGGAAGAGCUUCAGUCGCAAGGAUAGUCUCACUCUCCAUCAAAGGAUUCAUACAGGGGAUAAACCAUAUCACUGCUUAGAAUGUGGAAAGAGCUUCACCCAGAGGGCUGCUCUCAUGUCCCAUAAAAGAAUACAUACAGGGGAGAAACCAUAUAAGUGCUUGGAAUGUGGAAAGAACUUCGCUCACAAAGCUGGUCUCAUGUCCCAUCAAAGAAUUCAUACAGGGGAGAAACCAUAUGAGUGCUUGGAAUGUGGAAAGAGGUUCAGCUGGAAGAAUAUGCUCACUUCCCACAAGAUAAUUCACACAGGGGAGAACACCUAUCCGUGCUUAGAAUGCGGAAAGAGCUUCAGUCGGAAAGAUAGUCUUACUUCCCAUCAAAGAAUUCAUACAGGAGAGAAACCUUAUCAGUGCUUGCAAUGUGGGAAGGGGUUCUAUGGGAAGAAUAUUCUCACUUCUCAUCAAAAAGUUCAUACAGGGGAAAAACCCUAUCGUUGCCUGGAAUGUGGAAAGAGUUUCCGUCAGAAGAGUGAGCUCACUUCCCAUUACAGAAUUCAUACAGGGGAGAAGCCAUAUCAGUGCUUGGAGUGUGGAAAGAGGUUCACUCACAGAGCUGGUCUCAUGUACCAUGAAAGAAUACAUACAGGAGAGAAACCAUAUGAGUGCUUGGAGUGUGGAAAGAGGUUCAGCUGGAAGAAUAUGCUCACUUCCCACCAAAUAAUACACACUGGGGAGAGUCCCUAUCCUUGUUUGGAAUGUGGAAAGAACUUCAGUCGGAAAGAUAGUCUGACUUCCCAUCAAAGAAUUCAUACAGGGGAGAAACCAUAUCAGUGCCUGGAAUGUGGAAAGAGCUUCACUCAGAGAGCCAGUCUUAUGUACCAUCAAAGAAUUCAUAUGAGAAGGAACCAUAUCGGUCCUUGGAAUGUGGAAGAGCUUCAAUCAGAGGGCCAGUCUCACUUCUCAUCAAUUAACUUACCGUGGGGAGAAACCAUAUCUCUUGGAGACUUCCUGAGAGCCCAGAUGGAUGAGCAAGACUCAGCUGGCCCUGAAGCAGGAAGAGACCAUGCCAUCAAAACCGAGAGCAGUGAAGGAUUCAGGGAAAGCUCCAUGCAGAAGAUCCUGGGUGAGGAGGACACCCUCCACUCUGAUAUGAAGAGCCAGCAGUUCAGGCAGUUCUGCUACCAGGAGGCCAAAGGACCCCGAGAGGUUUGCAGCCGACUCCAUCACCUUUGCCAUCAGUGGCUGAAGCCAGAAAGGCACACAAAAGCUGAGAUGCUGGACCUGGUGAUCUUGGAGCAGUUCCUGGCUGUCCUUCCACCAGAGAUGGAGAGCUGGGUGAGGGAAUGUGGAGCAGAGACCAGUUCUCAGGCGGUGGCCUUGGCCGAAGGAUUCCUCCUGAGUCAGGCAGAGGAGAGGAAGCAGGCAGAGAGAAAGCAGGGAAAGGAUCUGUUUGCAGAAGUGGGCUUAGAUUCCUUUGAGACAGAGAGGACUCCGUUGGACACCAGAGAGAGGCCCCUGGGUGACAGAAGGAUGCCAGCAAGACCUCCUCAUCCAUCUUUCCAUGGUAGCAGAGACGAAGCACUGGCUGUAGAACCAGAUGAGGGUCCGGUGUGCUUUGAAGAUGUAGCUGUUCAUUUCACAGACGAGGAGUGGGCAUUGCUGGAUCCUGGCCAGAGAGCUCUGCAUAAAGAACUAAUGGAGGAGAAUCAUAGGAUCAUGGACUCUCUUGGUGCUGAAGAAUUGCAAAUGAAUGAGGAAGACCUUGACAAAAUCCACACACAGGAGAAGCCGCUUAAAUAUUCGGGGCCUGGAAAGAGAUUCAGUCAGAGCUCCCACUCAACUUCCAAUCUAACAAAUCUACUGGGGAAAAAACUCUAUCAGUGUUUGGAAUGUGGAAAGAACUUCUGUCGGAAAUCCCGCCUCACUUACCAUCAAGUAACUCACAGCGGGGAGAAACCGUAUCAGUGCUUACAAUGUGGAAAGCGUUUUAGUUGGAAGAGAAGUUUCGCUUCCCAUCAAAAAAUUCAUACAGGGGAGAAGCCCUAUCAGUGCUUGGAAUGUGGGAAGAGCUUCAAACGGAAGGAUGCUUUAACUUUCCAUCAAAGAAUUCAUACAGGGGAGAAACCCUAUCAGUGCAUGGAAUGUGGAAAGAGCUUCAGCCGGAAACAUAGUCUGACUUUCCAUCAAAGAAGUCAUACAGGGGAGAAACCCUAUACCUGCUUGGAAUGUGGAAAGAGCUUCAGUCAGAGGGCCAGUCUCACAGUCCAUCAGAGAAUUCAUACAGGGGAGAAACCAUAUAGGUGCUUGGAAUGUGGAAAGGGUUUCUAUGGGAAGAAUAUGCUCACUUCUCAUCAAAAAGUUCAUACAGGGGAGAAACCCUAUCAGUGCUUGGAAUGUGGAAAGAGUUUCCGUCACAAGGGCGAGCUCACUGUCCAUCAAAGAAUUCAUACAGGUGAGAAACCGUAUCAGUGCAUGGAAUGUGAAAAGAGCUUCACUCAGAAAUCCAGUCUCACGUCCCAUCAAAGAUUCCAUACAGGGGAGAAACCAUAUGAGUGCUUGGAGUGUGGAAAGAGGUUCAGUUGGAAGACAAUGCUCACUUCGCACCAAAUGAUUCACACAGGGGAGAAUCCGUAUACAUGCUUGGAAUGUGGAAAGAGUUUCAAUCGGAAGGAUAGUCUUACCCUCCAUCAAAGAACUCAUACAGGGGAAAAACCAUAUCAGUGCUUGGAAUGUGGAAAAAGCUUCACUCAGAGAGCAGGUCUCAUGUACCAUAAAAGAAUUCAUACAGGGGAGAAACCGUAUCAAUGUGUGGAAUGCGGAAAGAGCUUCACUCACAGAGCUGGACUCGUGUCCCAUGAAAGAUUCCAUACAGGGGAGAAACCAUAUGAGUGCUUGGAGUGUGGAAAGAGGUUCAGCUGGAAGACAAUGCUCACUUCCCACCAAAUGAUUCACACAGGGGAGAAUCCCUAUCCAUGCUUGGAAUGUGGGAAGAGCUUCAAUCGGAAGGAUAGUCUCACUUCCCAUCAAAGAAUUCAUACAGGGGAGAAACCAUAUCAGUGCUUGGAAUGUGGAAAAAGCUUCACUCAGAGAGCAGGUCUUAUGUACCAUCGAAGAAUUCAUAUGAGAAGGAACCAUAUCAGUGCAUGGAAUGUGGAAAGUGUUGCAUUCAAAGAACCAGUCUCACUUCUCAUUGAGUAACUCACAGUGGGAAGUAACUACCUCAGUGCAUGGAAUGGGGAAAGAGCCUCAGUCGGAAGAAUAGUCUUACUUCCCAUCAAAGAAUGCAUAAAGAGUAGAAACCUUAUAGUUGCAUGGAAUGUGGAAGGAACUUCAAUCAGAGGGCAAGUCUCACUUCCCAACAAAGAACUCACAGUGGGCAAAAACCGUAUCACUGUGUGGAAUGUGCUUCACCUGGAAGGAAAGUCUCAGUUCCCAUGAAAUAAUUCAUACAGGGAAGAAACCACAUCAGUGCAUGGAAUGUAGAAAGGGCUUCACCCAGGAUUAAAGUCUCACCAUCAAAGAAUUCAUAUGUUGGAAACCAUAGAAAUGCUUGUAAUGUGAAAGGAGUUUCAGCCGUAGCUCCAAUUUCACUUUCCAUCAAGAAACUCACAAUGAGCAGAAUCAUAGUCUCUGAAUUAUAGUGUUGUAGCAUUUGAGAGGACUCUGUGUGUU